Messenger RNA from Prionailurus viverrinus (fishing cat), 239 nucleotides. It is a transcript of the gene SFTA2, whose product is annotated as surfactant associated 2. NCBI's taxonomy places the organism in Eukaryota, Metazoa, Chordata, Mammalia, Carnivora, Felidae. The record is from RefSeq and is a predicted model, not a curated record. The coding region runs from base 3 to 239 and encodes 78 amino acids. The transcript is spliced from 3 exons.
CAAUGGGGGCCAGGCUGCCCUUCUUCCUCUUCCUGACACUCCUGAGCAGCUCACAGGGAACAGGGCCAAGAAUGAUUUUGCAGCUGAAGCUGAAGGACUCCCUUCUAGCAAAUUUCUCCUAUGAUUCCAGCUUCCUGGAAUUGCUCGAAAAGCUCUGCUUCCUCCUCCACCUCCCACCUGGGACCAAUGUCACCCUCCAUCAUGCAGGAUCCCCACACCAUGCCAUCUGCAAAGUCUGA